AUGUACAGGCUUUAUCAGCCAAUUGCCAAAGGGUUGGAGCCUGUUGCAGACGUUUUCAAGCAGCAUGUUACUGCGGAGGGGAAUGCCCUAAUCAAACAAGCCGAAGACGCAGCUACUAGUGGUGGCGUGCAGGAUCAGGUUCUUGUCACACAGAUAAUGGAGCUACACGAUAAGUACAUGGACUAUGUCACGAAAUCUUUCCAGAGCCACACCCUCUUCCAUAAGGCAUUGAAAGAGGCGUUUGAAGUCUUCUGUAACAAGAACGUGGCUGGAAGUUCCAGUGCAGAGUUACUUGCAACCGACAAGGAUCUCUUUGCCGAGUUUUACAGGAAGAAGCAAGCUCGUAGGCUCUUGUUUGAUCGGAGUGGUGGUGAAGAGCAUGAGAGUUCUCUACUUACAAAGCUCAAACAGCAACUCGGUGGCCAGUUUACUUCUAAGAUGGAGGGCAUGGUUACGGAUAUGACUUUGGCAAAAGAUAGCCAGCUCCAAUUCGAGGCGUAUUUAAACACUUGCGUUGCCACAAAACCGGGGAUUGAUAUGACCGUGACUGUUCUCACCACUGGUUUUUGGCCAAGUUACAAAACAUCUGACCUCAAUCUACCCAGUGAAAUGAUCAACUGUAUUCAGGUCUUCAAGGCAUAUUACGAACUGAGAACCAGUCACAGGAGACUUGUGUGGAUUUAUUCUCUGGGAACAUGUCAUGUCGUUGGAAGGUUUAGUGCAAAACCAAUCGAGUUAAUCGUUUCCACCUACCAGGCUGCUGUGCUUUUGCUUUUCAACAACACUGAAAGAUUAAAAUACAAUGAGAUAGUUGAACAACUCAACCUUACCCACGAAGAUCUUGUCAGGCUGCUUCAUUCCCUGUCAUGCGCAAAGUACAAGAUUCUUAAAAAAGAACCCAUGUCAAAAACAAUCUCUCGUACCGAUGUUUUCGAAUUCAACUCCCACUUCACCGAUAAAUGA
Messenger RNA from Microthlaspi erraticum, 963 nucleotides. The record is from the annotation of a GenBank genome assembly. Lineage: Eukaryota; Viridiplantae; Streptophyta; Magnoliopsida; Brassicales; Brassicaceae.